This is a messenger RNA of Penicillium arizonense, 1674 nucleotides long. RefSeq names its product fungal specific transcription factor domain-containing protein. The record is from RefSeq and is a predicted model, not a curated record. Gene Ontology annotation, biological process: DNA-templated transcription. Gene Ontology annotation, cellular component: nucleus. The transcript has 5 exons. Bases 1 to 1674 code for a protein of 557 amino acids. NCBI's taxonomy places the organism in Eukaryota, Fungi, Ascomycota, Eurotiomycetes, Eurotiales, Aspergillaceae. Gene Ontology annotation, molecular function: DNA binding; zinc ion binding.
AUGCAGAAGAAAGCUCGAUUCCUGGUGCGACACGGCGGCAGCGCUCUGGUCCCGCGUGUGAUGAGUGCCGGCGGCGGCCACUUGAAAGCCUUAAAGAACCGAGUCGUGCACCUAGAGGCGAUGUUGGAAAGUCGCCUCCCAGAUCAGCAGCUUCAACGGGAUCUCCAGGGAUCUCAACACAGCAGCGACCCGAUAAUCCCUGCUUCGCCCGGUGUUUUGGCAGAUUCCGGGCUUCACGCCGCUGGUGAAUGGCCACAAGAGCCUACAAAUCUCUCGCAAUCAGGGCGCGCAGCGUUGUUCGAUGGCCACACCUCGGACUUGGUUUCUUCCUCGCUUGAAUGGUCAUUCCCGCCUGCUUUGACAGUUUCAAACACUCAGUUUCCGCCCACGGACUUCCUGCAUGAUGAAUUAGACCAACUCUACUUGGAUCGUGUGCACCAGUCAAUACCGAUCAUUAACCAACGACGGUACCUAUCAUGGUCUAAAUCCAGCUCAAAAGCACCAUCGCAGAAAUGUCUGCAAAACGCCAUGUGGGCUUUGGCCUCGCUGCUGUCAGCUCAGUUCCGCGAGAUGAUAGAGCCACUCUACCAGAAGACAAAACAGACACUCGAGUCCAUUAGUAUCGAAGGCAACGACUACAACGUCAACACAGAACUUGCUCAGGCAUGGGUUCUUGUCGUGAUAUUUGAAUCUAUGCGAACUCACCAUCGGCAGGCUUGGAUGAGUGCCGGUCGGGCAUUCCGCCUGGUGCAGGCUAUGCGCUAUCAUGAGAUUGACAGACCCACUGACAAGGGAGGCCCGUCCUCUCCCCGAAAUGGUGACUUUAUCCAAGUCGAAGAGAGACGCCGGGUGUUUUGGAUGGCUUAUUUCCUCGAUCAUGUCAUUAGCAUGCGCGAUGACUGGCCUAUCACCUUAAAUGAACAUGUGAUCUGCACCCGACUGCCUGCUCUAGAUUCAGACUUCCAAAGCGGCAACCAUGAACUUGGGCUCUUUUUAUCCGAAGCCAUGACCCAGCCUACUCUGAAACUAGGUUCAUCCUUCAACGAAUGCCUCAUCUUAGCUACGAUAUGUGGUCGCACUCUACUUCAGAUCCAACAAUAUCAAAUCUCCAAGGCAUACGGAGAUACGCUACUGGACUCGACUGAGCAGCGGCGCUGGUUGGAUAGUCUUCUUACAACGAGACUCCAAGCUCUGUCACAAUAUUAUCCAUCACCUAUCAAGGCCUACGAUCCUCUUCUUCUUUUUGCCAAUAUCUUAGGUCAAGUUACAGUUAUUUAUUUCUGCAAAGCCAUGAUGGAGUCAAUGCCAGCAUCUGCCAACCCGCUGCAAGGGGAUGCUGAAUUCUCUGAUUAUCAAAAUCGAGCGUUAGAGGCUUCCACUACCAUCAUCCAUCUGGCGACAACCCUGUGUGAACUGCCUAUUGCCAAGAUCCAUCCCUUGAUGCCCAUCCCUCUCUUUUCCUGUGCCGAGUUCCUCUACGCCAAUAUGCAUACUAGUGAAUCAUUUCAACUCAGAAUCCAGGAGUUGUUUUACAUAUUCCGUCGGCUGAAGAAUGUCAAUAAUCAUGAGAAAAGUUACCUCGACCUGUUACCGAAGUCGUGCAUUUCAAAAACCACUGAGAUGUUAAAUAAUAGUGUGCAGGGGAGUACUCCGGACCAGUUCAUAGGAUCGUGA